Bicyclus anynana (squinting bush brown) is the source of this 4793-nucleotide messenger RNA. RefSeq names its product fibrillin-2. Bases 262 to 4257 code for a protein of 1331 amino acids. The transcript is spliced from 24 exons. Lineage: Eukaryota; Metazoa; Arthropoda; Insecta; Lepidoptera; Nymphalidae. Gene Ontology annotation, molecular function: calcium ion binding. The record is from RefSeq and is a predicted model, not a curated record.
GUAAAAUACCUAAUAGUUCCAUAGUGUGACCCCAUCCACUUCCAGAUGUCAUGCGCAAACGUUAUCAGUACAUUACUUGACCCGACUAUCACAACUGUCUUGCGUUCCAAGAAGACAACGCGUACCUAUGUGUCAACAACUCAUAACUUUAUAACUAUGGUUUCGAAACUUUUUCCUUUUCACAAAACCCUCUGUUUUAUGUGCCAGUGGUAAUAGUUGUGCGUUUUUAAUUAAAGCUGAACAAAUAUAAAAUAUAUAAUAAUGAAGAUUUUAAUAGUGUUGAACUUGGUGUGUCUUGCUUCGCAGUUUGUUACCGGUGAAGAUUUAACAUCAGACGAAAUAGCGGAUAUCACAGAGAUAUGCUGCAAGCACGGGGAAACCUAUGCGGUUGCUUCGACCACAAAGUCCUGCACCAGCAUGGAUGUGCCAGAUGACAUUGAGCCGGAAGAGACAGAAGUUUGUCUGUCUGCUGGGAAGAAGUGUUGCCAGAAUCAGAUGAAGCAGAAAGAAGAAUGCGCUACCGGCAUGACGCUGGCUCUCCUCAAACGUUGCAUGUCACCAAACAGCGAUAUUGGAAAGUCGUGUUGUGACGAAUGCACGUUUGGACGGAUGGCCGGCGAGUCGCAAGGCACAGGUGGCUGUGGCAGCUUGUCGGAAGACUACUUUAGUCCCAGCGCUGCGCUGAGGCAGAGGGCAUAUUACCAGUGCUGCAUGGAUGCUGUAGAAAUAGAAACCACAACAAAACAGAAACCAGAAACAACGACUACAGAGAAGCCGAAAGAGAAAUGUAAGGCGAAUUCUUGUGACCAUAUUUGUACCGAGGAAUAUGGCAGGGUUAGAUGCGAGUGUCGGAAUGGCUUUAGACUGCAGGCAGAUAAAAAAUCUUGUAAAGAUAUAAAUGAAUGUGCAGAAUCCUUAGACGAUCUAUGCACAGCGACGGACACUGUAUGUCACAACACGGAGGGAUCGUUCAAAUGUGUUCCACUCAAAAAGAGGGACGUCAGCCUCAGCUGCCCACCUGGAUUUAAGCGGAACGUGAUUAAUCAAGUCUGUGAUGAUAUUAAUGAAUGCCGUUCACCCAGGCCUCCAUGUCCGAAGUAUCUUUGCGAGAAUACUAUAGGUGGCUACAAAUGCGGUGGCAAGCCAGGCAAGCCGUAUACUGAAGAUGAUGGUGCAUCCACCACGGAACCCAGUGACCCUGUCCCGACUGUCAAAAAUGAAAUUUGUCCUCCGGGCUUCCGAGCUGGAUCUGACGACGAAUGUCUUGACAUCGACGAGUGCGAAGAACGGUUGGACGACUGCCAGCGACUGUCACAGCACUGCAUCAACACGCAUGGCAAUUAUUUCUGUCAGGAUCACGUCUCUAAGCGAUGCUCGCCCGGCUUCAAGGUCAAUGUAGCUACCGGGAUUUGCGAAGAUAUUGAUGAGUGUGAGGAGAGUUCAGAAGUUUGCAAGCGGAACGAAGUGUGCAUAAAUCUUCCAGGAGCUUACAACUGCAAGUCCAAGAUUAGCACUUUACCUAAAUUAGCCACAAAGAAGUGUCAAGAAGGCACCCGUGUUAGACCAGGGGGCACUAUUUGUGAAGAUAUCGACGAGUGUCGUGAAGGCAGUCACUUGUGCGAUCGUUUCCAGAACUGCAUAAACACUUUUGGAGGGCACGAGUGUCGAUGCAAAAACGGUUUUGAAUUAGAUUCCACAUCCGCUUCUUGUGUUGAUGUUGAUGAAUGUGCUAUGAAGCUGGAUAACUGUGCAGCUGGACUACAAUGUCUCAACGUGUUGGGCUCAUUCACUUGCACGAGAACUAUAUCCAGUAGCACCACAUCCACUACCACUGAAUCAGCUUACGAAUAUGUAUACUAUGACUCUGGUGAGGAUGAGAACACAGUAGUCCCAGUGCCAUCAACUACACCAACAACCUCUACAUCAACAACGUCAACUACAACGACUACUACACCGAAACCAACCACCAGUACAACAACUCGUAGACCUAGAUAUCCCACCCCCCGAUAUCCUUACUUCAGGCCAACAUAUCGACCAAGAACAACGACAACUACAACUCCAGCACCACCUAGACCAACAUAUCCAGAAUAUACAAGAAGACCUGUACCAGGUACUUUCACAGAAGUAACAAAUACUACAGAAUCAAAUAUUACGCCAUAUCGACCAAGAACAACUUCAACUCCAGCACCAUCUAGACCAUAUCCAGAAUAUCCAAGAAGGCCAGUAGCGGGUACUUUAGCGGAAGUGACAACAACUACACUAUCAAGUAUUCCGGAUAGAGGAAACGGAUUUGACAAUGAUAUUGAUUUUGAUCCGAACGAGCUCCACUGCUUGAAUGGAUAUGAAAGAAAUGAACGCGGGGAGUGUGUUGAUGUGAACGAGUGCAAUGAAAACAGACAUAUUUGUGGAUCAUUGGAAGUGUGUAAAAACAGGGCUGGAGGCUAUGAAUGUGAUUGUAUGCCGGGUUUCACGAGAGAUUCGUCCGGUUGGUGCGUGGUAGUCACUACUUCUACCACUCCAAGGCCUACGACUACGUCUACAACUCCGAGACCUACAACUUCCAGGCCUACAACUCCUAGAACUACAACGCCUAGACCAACACCCAAAGCUACAACUCCUACAACUCCUCGAGUUACGUCUACAGAAGUUACAACUGCGGCAUCCACUACACCAGGAUGGUGGCAUCAUCCAGAUCGUGGCCACUAUAGUCCACCAUCUAACUGUGAACUUGGGUAUAUUUACAGCCAAAGCCGCAGAAAAUGUAUUGAUAUUGACGAGUGUGCCACGAUGAGAGCCAACUGCGCGCCAACCGAAGACUGUGUCAACACGAUAGGAGGAUAUCGCUGCGUGUGCGGCCAGCGGUGUCGCGACGCGGUCACACCAACUCACCCAUACUACGAGCCCACACCACCGUCCGUGAGUCCAGACUCCACAGUAAUCACGGUGGGCGCGCAGUAUGGGCAGGCUGGACCCCGGUACUUGAGACCCACGUAUACCCGACUACAGGACUCUGGGGCCAUCGUCACCACCUGCCCUUGGGGAUACAAGCUUACUCCCGAGAGAAUUUGCUUAGAUAUCGACGAAUGUGAACGCAACGUUUCCGAGUGUGGCGCGCAGCAGCGUUGUGAGAACUUCUACGGCGGCUUUUCGUGCCAGUGCCCGGCCGGCCACAGGAACAUCGGCAAGAACUGCGAAGAUAUCGACGAGUGUAGCUAUGGAAAUACGUGUUCAUACAACGCGCGGUGCGUGAACACAGUCGGAUCGUUCAAAUGCGAGUGCUCGGAGGGUUUCCGCAACGCGCCUUCCAACGACAAGGUGUGCGUCGACGUGGACGAAUGUGCGGAGACGCCGACUCUGUGUGAGCAGAAGUGCGCCAAUGCCUGGGGAGGGUAUCGCUGCUACUGCGACAAAGGAUACAGACUCCGCAACGAUAGCAGAACAUGUGUUGACAUAGAUGAAUGCGAGGAGUUCAGCCGCACUCGGUCCCGCGGUCGGCUGUGCGGCGGCCGCUGCGUCAACGUGGCCGGCUCCUACCGCUGCUCGUGCCCCGCUGGGUACCGGCUCGCUGACGAUAAGCGGACUUGUAUAGGUAAGUGUGAGGAGCUCAGCCGCACUCGGUCCCGCGGUCGGCUGUGCGGCGGCCGCUGCGUCAACGUGGCCGGCUCCUACCGCUGCUCGUGCCCCGCUGGGUACCGGCUCGCUGACGAUAAGCGGACUUGUAUAGAUAUCGACGAGUGUGAAAACGGCGAAGCGAAGUGCGGCCAAGAGGAGGGCCAGGUGUGUCAGAACACGCAGGGAGGGUACCACUGCCACCGCAUCGACUGCCCACGAGGAUACAGACUUGAGGGAAAACACAAGUGCACGCGCAUCCAGCGCUCGUGUCCAGUGUCGGACUGGUCGUGCCUGCACCAGCCCAGCGCCUACAGUUACAACUUCAUCACCUUUGUGUCUCAUAUCUUCUUGCCUGCAGGCAGUGUAGACCUUUUCUCAAUGCAAGGUCCGGCGUGGCGCGACUCAGUGGUGCACUUCGAGAUGAAGAUGCUGAGCGUGCAGGCCUCGCCCGGCGUCACGCCCGCAGACAUCAGCUGCUUUGGAAUGCGACCAACGGCGCACAUCUGUGUAGUAUCCCUGCAGUGCUCGCUCGAUGGUCCUCAAGUGGCGGAGCUCGAGCUCACCAUGUCGCUGUACCAGCGCUCGCUGUUCGCUGGCAGUGCUGUCGCCCGCCUCGUCGUCAUCGUCUCCGAAUAUGACUUCUAAACCAUCUUCAAUACUAGAAAUUGACUAUUAUGUAAAUUUCCAAUUAUCUUCAAAUCUAAACCUUGACGUUUCUGUAAUUUUUUACUGAACUCAAAUUUACGUAUUUAAACGAUUUGCUUCUUUCUGUAGGUAUGCAAUUAUGUAAUGAUUGAUUUAAUUUUGCAGGACAUUUGAUAUUAACAGCAAAAUAUGUACUUAAAGAAAUAUUCGGACUUAUCCAAAAACAAAAUUUAUUCUGUUCUGAUAUGCUGUACUGAAAAUUUACAAAACUACACAUCACUGUUUAAUGACAAUUUCGUCAUGUUUAAAGAAAUUUUGGUGUAGAUGUAUCUACUUCAAGUAGAUUUUAUGUAUGUAGUUCUAACAAAGAAAAUAAUGUACAAAGUACUUCCUAAGAAAUAGAUUUAGGCGUGCCUUUACUUCACCUUAAGUUUAACUUUCGAAAACAAUUGUUACGUUAACUAUUGUUUAAGAAUUUCAUGACUUAACAAUGUUAAUAAUAUUUAUUGUGAUGUUGAAAUAAAUUUUUACUCAUA